Molecule: messenger RNA, 10470 nt
Organism: Besnoitia besnoiti
Lineage: Eukaryota; Apicomplexa; Conoidasida; Eucoccidiorida; Sarcocystidae
Exons: 9
Coding region: 1-10470 (3489 amino acids)
Source: RefSeq, a predicted model, not a curated record
AUGAAUCGUGCAGGGAAAAUUGUGCUCUCAGUUCUGGCAGCAGCUGUCGUCGCAGUCGUGUUGACAACCACUGUUCUCCUCCUAACACGGUCCAGCGGCAAGCCUUCAGGAGCUCGUGCGGAUCUCAAUGGCCGCGACGCGGCUCCUCCAGAGGGGGCCUAUAUGCCUGAAGGAAGCGCUGCCGGCGGAGACGCGGGUUCGCCUGACUGGAAUGGGGGCCGCCUUUCGCACCUUGCGCACUCGUUUGCCUCUGAAGGCGGAAGUUGCACAGUUAUACGCAACAACGAAUUGAAGGGAGGUCUCCCACGUGCGACGCGCUGUCGCCUCCCCCUCGUUUGCUACACGUUCCAUCCGGACGACGAAGAAGGUAUGCUGACAAUGCGCACGUUUUCUCAGCGGCUUGCGAGUCACGCGCACGGUGAACGAAGAGACUUUGCCACUCCCGCGGCACGCCGCCUCACCCCCUCACCGUUUACCCCGGUUUCGUUCAGCUAUGGGAUUGACCAGGACGGUCCCACUGCGCCUCUGAAGAGGGUUUUCUCGGAGGGCCGGACAGAGCAACUAGAGGCAAACGCGGGGCUCCCAGCCCGCCAGGAUGGCGCGUUCAAGAAAACAGAAGGGAGCCUAGCGGCUUCGCUUCUUCCCAAAGCUCAGUUCUCCCGCAGGGGAGCUGUCCGAGGCGCCGACGCGCCACAAGGGGGGCGAGCCAACGAGUUCAAGGAUGAAGGCGGCGUACCGAUCGUGAGAGCGGCAGCGAGCGCUGGCCUCGAACCGCAUCAGAGUUCAAGGCAGCUCGCUGCGGCGGGUGGCCUGACCAGCGAGACGCCUUUUUUCUGUGUUGAGGAAGUCAACUGGGGGGAGCCUUGCGACGGCGUCUUUGUGGUGUGUAAGCCCGACUGCGGGGUCUGCACCAGCGCGGGAAUUCGUGGGCGCCUCGCUGCCGCAAAUGAAUCUUCUGUGUCAGGUGAGCCGCCCUCCGGCAUCUCCGGGACUUGGUCGAUCUCGCAGGAUCCCCCGCAAGCCGCUAGCCCAUUGCAGACUGCCCUUACAGCUUCCAGAGGUCAAUAUCUAGGCCCCCGGGGGAGAGCGAACCUCGCGAACUCUGCAGAUGCAACGAGUGCGGGGUACGACAGUCUGUCAGCCUUCCACGUGGGGUCGCCCACUGAGGUGCAGUCGCCACAGCGGCGUUUGGUGGAGACAGAGGCGACAGCGGCAGCGAAUCGAAGGAGCUUGAACGCCGCGGGUGUGAAACCGCAGCGAAGGAUGCCGAGAUCCCUGCAGCAAAUGAAGAGCGGACAUGCGGGAGAAGAAAACGAGGACUUACGCCAGAAGAAACUGGAUUUUCUCUUUAACUAUCGAUAUAAGGGCGCGCAACAGUCGGCUCACGAGAGCGAGGAAGCAGAGGUCUCCAACGAGUCCCCUGGUCGCCCGCGGAACGGUCAAAGACGACGUGCGGCGGACGGCAGAGUAGCGCAGCAGCAUGCCCAGGAAGAUGAAGAUGAUGGUGAGGGGGGGGAGGAGGAUGAAGACGACGACGAGGAUGAAGACGACGAAGGUGAGAGCGAAGACGGAGAGGGGGAUGAAAAGGAGGGGGUGCUAAGCGGCCAACACCUCAAAAGGCGGAAACGCAAGAGGAAAACGUUUUCGGUUAAAGGGACGACCGUGUGUGCACAAGGACCGUCUUGCGGUCCUCUCGGGCUUCCGUGGACGCACCAGCCUUCUUUCAUCACGUCGUCACUGACGGCAAGCAAGGGAUAUGGUAUUCCCUGUGCUAGUGGCGGCGCGACCAUGCCGACUCCGGUCUUUGAGCAGCCGAUAGCACCUGCUAUCUAUCCCGUCCCAGCGCCGGUUCCCAUGGCAACUCCCUCUAGCAUCCCACCACCUGUCGUUCCCGUUCCUUACCCUUACCCAGUCUCCACUCAUGUACCAACUCCAGUCCCCAUUCCAGUCCCUACGCUAGUCCCCGCCCCAGUCCCCACCCCGGUCCCCACUCCGGUUCCUGCCCCAGUCCCUGCCCCAGUCCCCGCUCCACUUCCGGGGCCUGCGCCGGUUCCACUGCCUGGAGGUCUAGUACCGGGUCAGAUCCCGCUGCCGUUGCUGCCUCCGGCUCUCCCGACUAUAUUGGCUGCACCUCAGUCCCCAUUCCCUCCGUCAGGAGCAGCUGGCCUCUAUCCAGAUGCCACUGCGCCUGCAACUCCCUUCGGAGUCUCUGGCGUCGUGUCGUCCCUCAGCGUCGCCUCCACCCCGAACCUCUCUUCGUCUCUCGGCGCGCCGGUGGGCGGGGAGCCUGCGCUACCGCAGCAGUUUGGAACGCCGCAACACCAGGUCUCCUCGCUAUUGCCUGCGCAGGCAGGGAACGCUAUGUCGGCGUUUGCCGGCGGCCUGAGCAGCGACACUCUCUCGCCGUCGGCUGCUGCCGCGAGCGCCGCUAACUAUUCGCCCAACGCGACUCCACUCCAGCCCGCCGCAGGGCCUCCAGGGUCGCCGUCGGGAGCCCUCGCAGCGGGCGCGGCCAGAGUGGCGGCGGCUCUCGCCAACCCUUCGUUUCCGCCUGGGGCGUUGUACCCCGUGUCUGCCCUCCAGUCCCCUCUGCACGCAGGUGGCCUGUCGCCUGCGUCCGCCACGGUCGCGCCCCACGCGGUCGCCGGAGACAGUUCCCUAGCGCUCGGGGCGCCUAACCCGGCAGGCCCGGUUGGAGUAGUGGGCGGCGGCACUGUUGGUGUGGAGGCUCCUGGAGGGCUGCCCCCAGCAUGGACCCAGGCGACGCUGCCGGCUGGGGUGGCGUACGACGGGGGACAGGAAGGCUCUUCUUCUCCGCGUUCCGGCCCCCUCGCGGCGACGUUCGUCCCGCCCUCCGUCCAGCCGCGGAGGUACCAGGCUGCGCCCAGUCAGGCAAAAGCCCCGAAUUCCCCCACUUCCUUCCCCGCCUCGCUUUUUCUCGUCCCAAACGAGGUGCCGACCUGGGGCGCCGGCGUCGCGUCUGGCCCCGCGGCGAUGCAGCAACUGGAGCAGCGAGAGCAGAAGGCGACGGAGCAGACGAGACAGCACGCGCAUCGUCAGGGCGAUGCUAACACCAGCUGGACUCCAGAAGCUCCCAGGAAGAGCGAGGCAGCGACGUAUCCGCUUUUUCAGAGGCCGUCGGCGACGGGAGACCCGCAGAGGGAGGCGUCCCCACGCCGCGAAGGGAGGAGCCAGACGGGAAAUGGCGACUGGAGAGAAGCCAGAGCGAGGGAUGCAGAGGGAAGCAGAGGCGCGCCGUCGGCUAGGCACGCUAGGCCGCGUCAGACCGCUUGCUCGGAGACGCUGUGUUGCUGCGAACAAACUUCUUUCUUCUGCCCCUUCUCUCCUGCGGCCUCAUCGCGCCCAGCCCCCCAGAUGCCCUGUGAGCCGCGUCGGGGGGAAAACGCGGCGUGCAGCGGCGCAGUCGCCCGCGAGUGCGCGUCGGGGCUCCUUUGCGUCAACGGGCGAUGCCUGCCUCCCCUUCCGUUCGUCUCGUCUCCCUCCGCUGCGCGGAACGAGACGCCAGUCUACCAGGCGAACGACUCUUCCCCUUUCGGUCGCUCGCUGUCCCUCGAGGCAACGGCUUUCUCUUCUGCUUCUCCGCCUCUCUCGCUUGCGCUGGCUUCGUCGCCGGAAGCUGCUCCGUCCUCUGCACCAUCUGCGUGGCCUUUUUCCGCACUCGCUGCCGACCCGCUGCUGCCGGCGUAUCCCGCUCUCCCCCCGGCGCCUCCGGAGCCUCUCUACGGUUUGCUCUACCUCGGCGCAGGCGUGCCUUCUACCCUCGUCUGCUCACCGGGGACGCGCUUCACCCGCGAAGAGCCGCUCGACAAUAUCUCGCAGAGCACGCGUCCCGCGGAGGCGCCUGAAGCGCCGCCGCUGCCGCUCCGUGUCGGGUCCUGCAGGCCGGUCGACGGCGCACGCUGCGGCUCCGACCGCGACUGCGGCUGGGGGCACUUCUCGCUGGCCUUCUGCCGGGAGCCAGAGGGGCGCUGCCUCUCGCUGCUGCCUCCUGCCUCGCCCUGCCUCGCGGAUUUGCAGAUCGUGGCUCGCCUUCUGCUGCGUAUGCGAGAGCGGGACGCCACCCGGAGGCCGCAGAGUCUCGUGGCGUCUCGAGAAGAUUUCGUGGUCUCGUCGGCUGCCUGCGGGGGGGAUGAGGCGAGCCUGUUCGCAGGGGCACAGAACGGCGAGGGGCGAGCAGCGGAAGCCUCGGCGCUGCACGCGGAAGGGGAGGCGCCUGGACAAGACGGAGCCGAUGUUGAUGUGAUGAGCCCUCCAGUGCUGCUGGCUUGGAUGCCCGAGAGGCCGCUUUCUGAAAACGACAGCAGCGCCUCCAGGCCGCAGACAGGCGACGCUGUGCAUGCUUCAGGAGCGCAGUCAGCACCCGCAGAAAGAGGGGACGCCACACGCGGGCUGAGGCAGGGACUAGAGGAGGCAGACCUGCGUCGUCUUCAGUCUGAGCGACGCAAGCUUCUGUGCUGUUUGCUGGCAGGCGGGGGAGGCCCGCAGAACGCCGCGGAGCCCGGCCGGCUCUCGCUGCUUUCGCUGUUUGCGUGGCGACGCGAAAGCGGCGGGGUGGCCUCUACGGGUGUCUACGAAUCAGCCACUAGCGUCGCCCCCUUCAGCAGUGAAGACCCAGAGAAUGGAAAGAAUCUGCUCCCCGCUUGGCUCCACUCGAUCUUUCCAGAAGGCUGGCUGGACUGCCCCGAACAGGCCCGCGGGCGCGAGAGAGAGGCAGCUCGCACGAAAGAGGAAGGGAAAGCGGUACAGAGUGCGGAAGGAGGAGCACGGAAUGGGUAUCUAGAGCGCCAGCAGAUCCGCCGUCCGGUGCCUUCGGCUCACGACCCGACUUCUCCAUCAAACUGGACGGAAAGCGAAGAGCCGCAAAAACAGGAAGACUGGCGCGCGCCCGCGAGCCGCUUUGGUUUCAGCGUCAGCCAGGCACAGGGCAGCGAAGUCGAGGAGCGGACACUCGCUGAGGGGGAGACGCGCGAGGCGAGCAUCCCAGGAAUCACAGCGAGGAACGACACGACAGCAGAAGGAGAGUCUGCUUCGCCUCAUCCUCUCUCCUCUCUGCAGUCUGCCUUUGCGAGCUACACGCGUCUUCAGCCGCCUUACGCACCCUCCCCACCUGCGGCGGAGACAACACACGAUGCGGCUAUGGGUGUACAGACACCUCAUGAUGGCUCCUCGCCCCAAGUUUCCGCUGACCUCUCCAGAGGCUACCUCUUGCCUUUGCAGCAGCAACAGGAGCUUUGGUACCUUCUCCAGCUUGAGCAGGCAGAAGGAGAAAGGCGCAGGCGAGAAAAUGCGCUAGAGAAGGGACUUGAGAUCGCCACUCUCGAAGCGAAUCAGACGCGCGGCGCCAGCCUAACAGGGACGACACUCGAGACGCUCCAGCAGGGUGAUGCGAAAAGAGAGGAGAGGGAGGAGGGCGCGCCUGCGACGUCGCAGCAUCUGCGAAACGAGGGACUUAGAGGUGUUGCCGCGGACGCACCGUCCAGGCGAGAAAAACACUUUUCUUUUCGUUUCCCGGCAAGAGUCCACUUUAGCUUCCAGGCGUCUUUUGAGGAAGUCGAGGAGGUUGAGAUAGAGAGCGAAGGAGACGAAGAAAACGACGCUGAAACCAUGAGAGACGCGUAUGACGCUGGGAGCGAACGGGCAGACGGACAGCCGACUGGAAGAAGGGAUCGCGACGGCGGCCGCCGCCAAAUAUACUUUGAAAGCAAAGCGCAUUGCGCCGCUGCCUCCGACCCUUCCGCCUCGCCCGCUGAGAGAGAGAGAUGCAGAGACGCGGAGAGUGGAGCGGCGGCGUCAACCGAGUCGGCGGCAAUCCAACGCACCGGGGGUAGAGCUCCGCCCCUCCACAGCGAUAUCGAAGAAUCAGCCGAGCUGGGGCGGCACCAGCUGCAGCCACGAUACCGCAACGCAGAAGGGAGCACGAGCGACACUGCAAAGCAAAGAGGCGAGGAGAGAGGAGACACGAGGGUGCGAGAGCCUCGUUCUUCGCCCGGGAGCUUCGGCGCAGGCGAGCGGCUCGACCGUGUCCCUCUGCUGAACGAAGGCACGCCGCUCGCGGCUCGCAGAGAAAACGCCCUGCAAUUUCCCGACCACGCUGGAGCUGUACAGACACCCGCAGUGGACGCAGGCACGGAUGCCGAGAGACAGGGGGCAUCCAGUGCUUCAGCCGACCGGUCGGGAGCGGCUUCUGUCGCCUUUGGUCCUCUCUCAUUCGCCGCGCCUGCAGCCAAAGAGGCGCCUUCCUCCGCGCUACCUCUUCUCCACCCCGCCCCCGACGCGUCGGAGGGCAGCAGGGGUGAAGAAGCCGUGAGGGCUGCCGCAGUCGGGAACGGGCUCGGCGGCGGCGACGCCGUCGCGGCGGACUCCGCGGACGCGGGAGAGAGGAAUGCGGCAGAGAACACCAAGACAGAAGGGACAGGCUGGAAGGCCCGCGACACAAGAAACGAGGGAAACGAAGCCGCAGACCAGGGAGGGAAGCAAGCGCAAGAAGUGCUGCUCACUUUUUCAGAAGGCGAGGCCAUCGUCACGCUGGAACGCGGAGGCAAAGGGACGCCGCUUAAACGUCUCAAAACUCGCGACAUCCUCUCCCUCCAGGUCUCGCUUCUUCGCGUCGCCUCUGCUCUCCUUCAAGUCCCUCCCCUUCUCGACGACUACGACGCGCCUGGAGGAAGUCACGGACUCACAGCAGACACGGAGGCUUACACAGCUGCCCGAGACGGCGGUGAACAGCCGUGGCUGCCGUCGGAUGCUGCCGAAAGUCGUCCUCGCUGGUCUUGGGCGGUUGUGUCCCGCGCUGGAGACGAUCGCCAGGUGUACAUACACCUCGUGCUUCGGUGCAACGACCUUCGCUGCUCACCGCAGCGGACUUUAGAGUGGAGUGCUGGUCGCGCGAGUGGGAUUUCCAAGCUGCGUCCGCAGGGUUUCGCUGCCCUGGAGGCCGCCAGCCAGCGUUAUGGGACUUGGGGGAUGGACGUGCGCGCGAAGACAGAACGUGAUCUAGAACGAAAACUGUUACAGUUCAAGGAUUUUCUCCGCUUUCAAACAACUCCCACCGCUACUGACUCCGGCGCUGACGCGUCUGCCACGCCCGCCUUCCGUCAGCUCGAUGAGCUGGAUCCCUGGCUAAGCGAAGUCGUUCGGUCGCGCCGCGCGCGCGUGUCUCUCUUACUCUCUCCUAAUCCUGCGGCGGCGCCUUCUGUCCAGCGGCCUCCCUCCCCGCCCCUCCCCGUGUCUUCGGAGACCUUCGUGUCUUCGGAGACCUUCGUUCCUGCGGAUUCAACGUCUCCAUCCUCUUCGCCAUGGCUGGCAACCUCUUCAGCCGCAGAAUCGCCGGCCUUCCAGGCGGCCCCUGUGUCGUUCUUUCUCUCUCCAAAGCUGAACGAGGCUGAGAUUCGGUUCGCCGACAUUCUAGUUGACCGCUUCUUUAUUGUAUUCGGGGGACGCGCACGAGCCAACGAGGGCGAGGGGGCAGGCAACGGAGCCCAGUCGGAAGGCCAAAGCGAGGAAGAGGAAAACGAGCUCGACGACCACGUCCUGCGGUACCUGGAAGACCUGUUCAACCACGCAGAGGGAGAAGUCCGCGCGUCUGCGCUCUUUCUUUUCCUCAGUCAGCUCCUUGGAGGCGAGUUCGGAAAUGCCUGCGCAAGCCCCGACUUUCCGGCUCUUGCUGUCUCUUCUUCCUUCGCCCCUGCAGGUGUCCCAGCCCCUCCGCCUUCCUUCGCAUCGACUGCGGCGUCGGGCGCCUCUGCCUUUCCUUCGUUGCCUUCGUUUCCUUCGCCUGCAGGGUCUUUUUCCAUCCCUCUCUCCGGUUCACGGCGUCUGCAGGCUUCGCAGGAGGCAACUGUGUGGCAAGGGGACAGCCACUUCUGCGAGGCUUUCCUCCGCGUCUGGCGAGAGGUGCUCAGAAGAGAGCUGGCAGAGCUGUACGGUCCCAGCGUUGUCAUCCAGGCCGUCGGUCAUCAAGGCGUCGUCGCGGCGAUCCAGUUUUCUAUCGACCCGCGAACUGUCGGCGCCGUCAAGCGCCACUCGCUUCUGGCGAAGAGCGCCCUCCUGGAGAGCAACGGCUUCUUUCAAGGCCUGAGGCCCUACGAAAUUCUUUUCUAUCCAGGUCUGACUCCUCCGUCGUUUCCUCCUUCUUCGGCGUCGCCUCACCAGGACAUUAUUUUCCUCGUCAACCUCAGAGACCUGAUUUUGCCUUCUUCAACCUCCCAGACGGGCGUGCACUCUUCCACGCCUUCAGCCCCUCACGCCGCGCUGCCUCCGUCUUCGUCGAAGCCUUCUUCUUCAUUGCAGUUUCAGGCCCCAGAUGUGCCCUCUCCUCCGCUGCUGUCCACGACUGCCGCUGCACAUUCGUCUUCGCUUCCUUCUGCGCCUCGCGCCUCCGCUGCGCCUCCAACGGGCUUGUUGCCUGGAGCGAUGGAGUCCGAAGAGGCUGCCGCCGCAGCGCAAGAAGACGCUUUCUUUCCACGCUUGACUCCGUUCUCCUCGGCGGCCUCCCUGGAAGACGCCGAUCACGCUAGGGGAAACACAGAGGGAGCAAAGGGUGGAGACAGUAGACACAUCGAAGGCGGAAACGCAGCCGCCACAGGUGCGCGUCCGGGCCGCCUACCCCCGGGGCUCGCGCUCGCUACCAGCUCCGGCGAGGAGAGCACGCGGAGCUCUUCCAAGCCUUCGCCCUUGCGUGAAAGUGAAGCGUCUGCCCUCGCGCGGCGCGGCGUGCUGCCGUCGCCUAAGGAGAGACGCCUCACCAAGGCGCUCAUGCAGCGAGCAAGUCGAAAUGUCUCUCGAGCCGGCGCCGAUUGCGCGCAGGCCUCGCGAGUCAGUCAGAAGUCGCAGACGGGACGCAGAGCGCCAUCCCCUGCGCACACUGAAGCCGACGAAGGCGAAAAAAGCGAGGAAGGAGACGAGGACAAAGGCGUGCUUGUAGUUGAAGAGAAGUUGCAGGUUCCCUCAAACGCCGUUUCUAGCAGCUGCCGGCUGUCUGAACACUUCGGAGCCACGGAAGAGACGCAGCAGACGACCCUGCAGCCUCGCUCCUUGGGUCUGGAGGCCAGACGCCGGGAGCGCAUGCUGGCGAGUGGGGCGGAGACAGGCUACGCGAAGCAGGGAGAAGCGACCUCGAGAGACUCGCCUCUUCUGGCCUCUGUGCUCGCUGCUGUCGACGGACUCGUCACGCGCAUGUGCGCCACUGUCUGCGGUGGGAUGCGCGGCGAGGCUUCUCUCUCUUUCGCAGAAGGCCACGGCAAAGAAGCGACAAACAGCGGAGAGCCGCGCGCCGCGGCGGAGCCAAGGCAACCGCAGCGAGACGAUCGCCUUCCCGAAGUCGCGGCAGUCCCUGUGCGAAUCCUUCCUGCCGCCGCGCCUCCGGAGUCGCUCCUUUCUGUCGUCUCCGCGCUGAAGCGUCAGCUUCUGUUUCCGCAUGAUUCUGCGCCUUUUCCGCUGCCGGGAGCUCCAGGUUUGUCCCCCUUUUCCGGUUUUCCGCCCGUCGCUGCCUUCCCGCCGGGGUCUGUGACGCUGCGCUGCACGACGCAUCCGCGGUCGACUGGGGCUGCAGAGCUGGCGAGCGCUCCUGAAGCUCGGGAGGCGGAGGACUUUUUCUUCUUCCGCGCGUUUCCGACUCUUCAGCAGACACAUCGCAGGCCCCAGGGACUUGAAAGGCUCUUUCCCUCGCGGGGGUCUCAGCUUUCUUCGGCUCUCUCGGCAGAGCCGCUGGAGGGCGUCCGCGACGCGGCGCCUGAGCAGGAGCUCAACAGGUCUCUGGGCGAAGCGGGGUUUCUGCUCUCUGGGCAAGAAGCUCCGCGGCUGCCCUCCGUGGAGACUCUCGCGCCGGUUCCGCCCUUUGGAGACGCCGCCGCGACCGCGCAAGAGGGCGACCCCGAGCAGACAGGGCCCUUGCGGGCAUCGGACAGAAAAGGAGCUGAAGAAGCAGACAGGACUCCUGCAGGCGAGAGAAACGGAUCACUCGACCAGAGCGAAGAGCCGAAAGACCGCAGGAGGAUAGAGGAAAAGGCCACACACAGAGGAGAUGGCAAAGAGGGCGGUUUGGCGACCCGUGACGAAGAAGUUUUUCGAACUCCUCAAGGAGAAGCGGGGGGAGGCAGGACAGAUGCGACAGGCAGGAAAGAAACCUCAUCCGCGGCUCCGCCGCCUGGGAGCUCGGGCGCCGGGCGUCUUUCAGAGGGGACUGCCGAGAGAGGGCGAGGGCGUGGGAACGGAGGCGGCAAAGCAGAAGAGACAGUGCAACGUGAAGCGGGGAGCACGCGCAGAGAGGAGGGCGAGGUGGAAGACAAGGAAGGCGGGAAAGACGAGAAAAACCUGAGCUCCAGUCACGAGUCAGCGCGGGGCGACGCAGUCCCUGGCAUGCCUGCGCGAGGCAAGGGCUGGAGUACCCCGAGUUCGAUUAUGCAAAUGUUGAGGGAGCGGCAGAGACGCUCAGAGGCGCGGCCUCAAUAA